Zalophus californianus (California sea lion) is the source of this 2672-nucleotide messenger RNA. It is a transcript of the gene DKK3, whose product is annotated as dickkopf WNT signaling pathway inhibitor 3. Gene Ontology annotation, cellular component: extracellular region. The coding region runs from base 164 to 1297 and encodes 377 amino acids. Gene Ontology annotation, molecular function: receptor antagonist activity; co-receptor binding. Gene Ontology annotation, biological process: multicellular organism development; negative regulation of canonical Wnt signaling pathway. The record is from RefSeq and is a predicted model, not a curated record. NCBI's taxonomy places the organism in Eukaryota, Metazoa, Chordata, Mammalia, Carnivora, Otariidae. The transcript has 8 exons.
GCUCUGUCGCCCUGGAGGAGCUUGCUGACAUUCUCACGACCUACUCCGGGAGCUACAAGCGGGUUAGCUUGGCUGGAGUAAGGCGUCAAGCAUGGUAGGCGGAUGAAGGCCAGCCAGUGACGGGCCUUGGCAGCCAGGCUGAGGGGCUGGGCCUUGACCCUGCAUGCCGGCUAGAGGAUGGCUUGGGAAGGGCAAGGGGGACCCUCCCGGCGCCUCCGGCGGCGGCGGCUGCGGCGGGCGCAGAGCGGAGAUGCGGCGGCUCGGGGGCACCCUGCUGUGCCUGCUGCUGGCGGCGGCGGUCCCCACGGCCCCCGCGCCGGCCCCCACAGCGACCGCGGCUCCCGUCAAGCCCGGCCCGGCUCUCAGCUACCCGCAGGAGGAGGCCACCCUCAACGAGAUGUUCCGCGAGGUUGAGGAGCUGAUGGAGGACACGCAGCACAAACUGCGCAGCGCGGUGGAGGAGAUGGAAGCAGAAGAAGCUGCUGCUAAAACAUCAGAAGUGAAUGUGGCAAGCUUACCUUCCAGCUACCACAAUGAGACCAACACGGAAACCAAGGUGGGAAAUAAUACCAUCCAUGUGCACCGAGAAAUUCACAAGGUCACCAACAACCAGACCGGACAAACGGUCUUCUCCGAGACGGUCAUCACGUCUGUGGGAGAUGAAGAAGGCAAAAGGAGCCACGAGUGCAUCAUCGACGAGGACUGCGGGCCCACCAGGUAUUGCCAGUUUGCCAGCUUCGAGUACACCUGCCAGCCUUGCCGGGACCAGCAGACCCUCUGUACCCGGGACAGUGAGUGCUGUGGAGACCAGCUGUGCGUCUGGGGUCACUGCACCAAAACAGCCUCCAAAGGCGGCAACGGGACCAUCUGUGACAAGCAGAGGGACUGUCAGCCUGGGCUGUGCUGCGCCUUCCAGAGAGGUCUGCUGUUUCCUGUGUGCACACCCCUGCCUGUGGAGGGUGAGCUGUGCCAUGACCCCGCCAGCCGGCUUCUGGACCUCAUCACCUGGGAGUUAGAGCCUGACGGAGCUUUGGACCGAUGCCCGUGUGCCAGUGGCCUUCUCUGCCAGCCCCACAGCCACAGCCUGGUGUAUGUGUGCAAGCCGGCCUUCCCUGGGGGCCGAGCUGAAGAUGGAGAGAGCCUGGGGCCCAGGGAGGCCCCCGACGAGUACGAGGAUGGCAGCUUCAUUGAAGAGGUGCGCCAGGAGCUGGAGAACCUGGAGAGGAGCCUGUCUGUGGAAAUGGCACUCGGGGAGCCCGGUGCUGCCUCUGAGCUGCUGGAAGGAGAAGAGAUUUAGAUGGAGGCCUGUUCUGCGGGUAGACAUGCGAUAGAAAUAGCUAAUUUAUUUCCCCAGCUGUGUCCUCUAGGUGUGGGCUUACCGGACUUUUUUCCAUGGCCUCUUCCCAGUACAUUUUCCCUCUGGCUUAAAACAAAACGAGGUGCUGUGCAUUUGUCCAGCUCCCGCUGACUGUACACCAUCCAUCACAGUCCGGGUGCCUGGGUCAGGCGGGGGCGGGGGGGGGUGGCGGGGAGUGUGUGGGAGGGUGCAGGGCUGCUGCGCUGGUCGAUUCCUGGCCACUUGGUCUCUGGUGGCUGGCACCUGGCACGUUUCCUUUUUUCUACAUCACCUUGAGAAUUGGGGGAGGGGAGGAGCCAGAAAAGGAUGCAGAUGUCCCCAUGACAGGUUUUGGGGAAAUGUGGACUCAUACAUAUAGAGGAGUGCCCUGCUUUGCAAACAUGAGGCUGGCAAAAUGUAACAAAUGGAUUUUCCAUGUACUUCUUCCCACGGGCACAGGCAAGCUGUGCCUUCCGCUGCUGUGGGUGACAUGUUCCGCUCGCUCUGUGUCACAUGCAUCCCUGUCCUGUCAGCAGUGUUCCUUGGCUCCUAUGUCUGUCCGGGGGCAGCAGUUUCAUAGCCCGCACCACAGUCUGGCGAGGACAGUGGUGGUCUCCCCAUCUGUCAGCAUCUUGGAGUCUCAGAGACACCAAGUUGCUUGCCCGGGUCACACAGCGAGUGAAGACCAGAACAGGAUUGCUCCCAGGUGUGAUUCCAAGCCAUGCUUUCCCUACCCCUCCCCGCUAGCCCAGUGCCACCUAAAGUACCCUCUAAAAGGAGGCUGGAUGGGAAUUUUUCUUUUGAGGCAUAUCUGGAAUUGAGGUCAGUCUAGUUCACUUUAAGAUUAAACUUCUACUGUUAGACGUAGCAUUCUCCCUGGUGUGGGGGUGGGCCAUCAUCCCAGUGCAGAAGCAAAUGGUAUCGACACUCUACCCCUAUGGCAGUUGGUUAUGUUAGCGACUUGGAAGGUGCUUGGUUGGUGCAGUAUACUUCCACUUGCCUGAAACAGUACUUAAGUAAUUGUAGGGCCAGGAUUAUAAAUGAAAUUUACAAAAUCACUUACCAGCAACUGCAGACCAUUAUCAACCACAUGGAGAAAAUCAGACAAAGCAAGGCUUUAUGAAAUACGGCUGUACUAUCCAAACUGAGAGCACUGGGCUGCAUGCUAUUCCGUAAGCGAUAUUUGCAGGUGCCAUGGACUGUUUCCAUCAUGUAUUCAUCCAGAGUUAUUAAAUUUUAAAAUUGCACAUGAUUGUAUAAGCAUGCUUUGAGUUUUAAAUUAUGUAUAAACACCUAUGUUGCAUUUAAAAAUCAAGCAUAAAUCACUUAAAACUAC